AGGAGUACAUUGUAUAUGCUUUUUGGAAUAUUAAGAGAGUUAUACCUCACAGGAAAUCGAUUGAUAAAACGCUGAAGUACGCACAGAUUGCCAAAGAAAUCUCUGACGUUCCAAGGAUGGAGAAUUUUCGAAGAAAGUUUCAGGAUCUUCUAGGGAAUUUGAUCCAAUCGCCUGAUUCUAUUCGACGCGAUAGAUUGCAAGAAGUCCGAAAGGCAAAUUUACAAGCUGACAAAAGAUUCCUAGAUGAUCUCGAAAAAAAACUUGGCGAGGCAAAAUCGACAAUAGACUGCCUUAAGUCUAAGAUAAAAACGUGCAAAACAGAUGAAAUCAACGAACUUUCCGAAGAGCUGAAAACACAGCGGCAUCGCGUUGAAGAGGAUCAGAACAAAAAAAACUUGAUAAAGAAGAGUUUGGAUGAGGAGGAAGACGAUGCCGAACGGCAAGACAGUUGCCUUAGGAAUUACCUUAAAGACAACAUCGUUGACGACAAAUUUGAAAAGUUAGUUCACUCGCAUGGCGUUGACAUGGUGUUAACAUAUCUUCGCAAAGCAAAGGAAGCAGAGAUACCAUCAUGCAAAACUUUUAUUGCCUUGUGGGAAGUCUUAAAAAGACUUGGUAUUAUAGAGACUGGGAACUACUUCAACCUAUCAAGUUUGCUUGUGGUAGCUGACGAUCACCUUGACUACAAAUGCCUGAUAAAGGAAAUUGAGCACGUUGAGGAUGCAAUUCUUGAUCGAUACGACACAAAGGAUGAGUUCAGCCUGUCAGACUUCCAAAAGAAAGAUUUUCUCGGAUCAGGUGCCUUCGGAACCGUUUACGCUUACCAAAAUAUCAGACACGAUGAUAGGAUAGCUGUUAAGGAAAUAGCUAUCCCAGGUACAAACAAAGAACAUGAAGCCCUUAUGGUCGAGGUGAACAUAUUGCGCGAGCUCAGUAAAUACGAACAUACCAAUAUCAUUGGUUACCGUUUUAAUGACUUGAAGGACGGCAAGCUCUACCUUGGAAUGGAAUUCAUGAAAGAGGUUAACGAAGUUUUGUGGUCCAUCCUCAAUGUCGUCAUCAUUCCUGAACACCGCCGCCUCGAAUCCAUUCUCGAUAACUUUAGGAGUCGCAGCAUCCCAGGCAUUGCUGAUAAUGUUUGUAACGUCUAG
Molecule: messenger RNA, 1151 nt
Organism: Lineus longissimus
Lineage: Eukaryota; Metazoa; Nemertea; Pilidiophora; Heteronemertea; Lineidae
Exons: 10
Coding region: 117-1151 (344 amino acids)
Biological process (GO): protein phosphorylation
Molecular function (GO): protein kinase activity; ATP binding
Source: RefSeq, a predicted model, not a curated record